AUGGCUGCAGCAGACGUCCGCUUCAAGCUCAACACCGGCGCCGAGAUUCCUGCUCUCGGUCUGGGAACCUGGCAGUCCGCUCCUGGCGAGGUCGCCAAUGCCGUGCGCCACGCCAUCGAGGCCGGCUACCGUCACAUUGACGGUGCUCUCUGCUACGGCAAUGAGCACGAGGUCGGUCAGGGUAUCAAGGAGGCCAUUGCUGCCGGUAUCGUCAAGCGCGAGGACCUCUUCGUUACCACCAAAUUGUGGUGCUCCUUCCACGCUCGCGUGGAGGAGGGUCUCGAGACCAGUCUGAAGAACCUGGGCCUCGACUAUGUCGACCUAUACCUCAUGCACUGGCCCCUGGCCAUGAACCCCAAGGGUAACCACAACAUCUUCCCCAAGCUGCCUGACGGCUCGCGGGAUAUUGUCCACAGCCACAGCCACGUCACCACCUGGAAGGACAUGGAGAAGCUCGUGGGCACGGGUAAGGUCAAGGCCAUUGGUGUCUCCAACUACAGUGUCCAGUAUCUGGAGGAGCUCCUGCCCCAGGCCACCAUCACCCCGGCCGCCAACCAGAUCGAGAACCACCCCUCUCUGCCCCAGCAGGAGAUUGUCGACUUCUGCAACAAGAAGGGCAUCCACAUCACUGCCUACAGCCCUCUCGGCAGCACCGGCAGCCCUCUCUUCACUGCCGAGCCUAUCGUCGCCGUGGCCAACAAGCGCGGUGUCACUCCUGCUACUGUCCUGCUCAGCUGGCACAUCGCCCGCGGUUCCUCCGUUCUCGCCAAGUCCGUCACCCCCGCUCGCAUCGCGGCCAACCGCAAUGACCUGAUCCACCUGGACGCCGAGGACAUGGCCACCAUCGCCAAGUACUCCAACGACCUGGCCGCCAAGAAGGCCUUCCAACGUUUCGUUUUCCCUCCCUUCGGUGUCAACUUUGGUUUCCCCGAUAAGAUGAUUCUUCACGACUAUGAAUAG
Messenger RNA from Penicillium argentinense, 960 nucleotides. RefSeq names its product putative glycerol dehydrogenase. The record is from RefSeq and is a predicted model, not a curated record. Bases 1 to 960 code for a protein of 319 amino acids. Gene Ontology annotation, cellular component: cytosol. Gene Ontology annotation, molecular function: aldose reductase (NADPH) activity. The transcript is spliced from 4 exons. NCBI's taxonomy places the organism in Eukaryota, Fungi, Ascomycota, Eurotiomycetes, Eurotiales, Aspergillaceae.